This is a messenger RNA of Gastrolobium bilobum, 4017 nucleotides long. RefSeq names its product putative E3 ubiquitin-protein ligase LIN. The transcript has 15 exons. Gene Ontology annotation, molecular function: protein binding; ubiquitin-protein transferase activity. Bases 10 to 4017 code for a protein of 1335 amino acids. Gene Ontology annotation, biological process: protein ubiquitination. The record is from RefSeq and is a predicted model, not a curated record. NCBI's taxonomy places the organism in Eukaryota, Viridiplantae, Streptophyta, Magnoliopsida, Fabales, Fabaceae.
ACCGCUGCCAUGACCACCGUAACCGCCACCACUCGAGCUCAGAUCCUUCGCCACACCACGGCAUUCAUCUCGAGCGUCCUUUCCCAAUCCGAACUCCGCCGCCACCUCAUUGCCACUCUCCACCGCGAAACGCCGAUUUCCAACCAAAUCACCUUGAAACACCUGAACCUCGCCGCGGACAGUCUCGAAAGAGCAAUCUCCUACUCCAGCCCCGCCAUCCGCAUCUCCUCCCUCACCAUUGCCGAGAAGCUUCUCCUUCCUCUCCCUGAAUACCCUGUCUCCUCCUUCCUUCUCUCCCUCAUUCGCAACCUCUGCAACCGCCCAAUCGAAUCCGCCAUAAGCCUCCUUCGAAUCUUCCAUUCGAAGCCUUCCCUAGCCCGAUCCGAAAUCGCGCCGGCUCUCUACGAAAACCUCUUUUCUCUCCACCUCUUCCCUGUUUUCCGGUGGUUCGAUGAAGAGAGAACACGAAUUUUGUCCUCAGCUUCUGCGAGUUUGAACCAUGACAAUACGAUUGAUGAUAACUCGGUUUGGGACGAGUCCGUGGUCAUGCCUAGCACGAAAUCGUUGUCGAAGAUGAGCGGAGAUCAAGCCUCGAAGCUGAGGGAGUUGGAGAGAGAGUACCAAGAGGUUCUGAAUGAGAAUUGCAGAGUUUUUGCAGAGUACUUCAAAGAGGUUUUGGUGAAUGAAAAUGGAGACGCGUCAAUUAGUCCACCAUUGUUGAUACUGAAGAGCGCCAGAGAAGGUGACAGUAGGGAGAACAGAGAGGAGGAGAUACGAAUGCCUGUGUUGGAGAACGGACGGUAUAAUCCAAUAUGGUCCGAAAGGGAAGCAUCUAUUGAAUUUUUGAGCAGCAGUUCUAGCAGCAGAUCCUCUCACGCAUCAUUUUAUCCUCAUAGAGUCUCUCCGAGAAUCCUCAAACCCCAUAAAUCUUCAAAAAAUUGGACAACACCAGUCUAUUUACACUCGGCCUUUGAAACUGAGUUUUCUUUAAAUGAGAAUUUUCUUUGUUCUUCCUCAGACUCUGAAGCAGAAAACGAGGAAAAGGACAAAAAUAUGGCAUUGUUGGAGCCUCAACAAAGCCAAACCCACGAACAAAUGCAAACCAUCUUCAAAGAAUCCACGGGUUCCCCAGAUUAUCCUAUGGCAGACUUCGAUAACCCUCCCUAUGGAAAUGGGAAACAUACACCUCCAAAGGACUUUGUCUGUCCAAUAACAAGUAACAUAUUUGAUGACCCAGUGACUCUUGAGACAGGUCAAACAUAUGAACGUAGAGCUAUCGAGGAAUGGUUCAAUAGAGGGAAUUCAACUUGUCCUAUUACUCGCCAGAAGCUGCAAAAUACCAAGCUACCUAAAACAAAUUAUGUGCUCAAACGCCUAAUUGCUAGCUGGAAAGAACACAACACAAAUUCGGUUCCUCCACCACGUGAGAGUCCAUACGAAAAUACCGAGGCAGUAGUGAAGUCAACAAUGCCUUCAACUUCUCCUGAUAGUGUUAUAACACAAGCCACCUUGGAUGGGAUGAUUAGUGAGUUACGCAAUGCAAUCAAUAAUCUGUAUAUGUCAGAGAUUCUCGAGGAAUCUGAAAUGGCCGUGCUUCAAAUUGAGAAGUUGUGGAGAAGAGUGAAUCUGGGAGUGGAUAUCCAUAGCAUGCUAUCAAAACCUCCGAUAAUUAAUGGCUUUGUGGAGAUCCUUUUCAAUUCUGUUGAGCCCCAGGUGCUGCAAGCAGCAGUUUUCCUUCUGGCCGAGAUGUGCUCUAGAGACAAUGCUGUUAUUCAGACCCUUACGCGUGUGGACACUGACGUGGAAUGUAUCAUGGCUCUUUUCAAGAAAGGCUUGACAGAGGCUGUUGUGCUGUUGUAUCUCCUAAAACCUUCCACUAUAAGUCUUACAGAGAUGGUCAUGGUGGAGUCUCUGAUAACAGUUUUCUAUAAGAAAGAGGAAGACUUGGUUAAGAUGUGUUUAAAGCCCAAAACAGCUGCAGUGCUUUUACUGGCACGGAUUAUUGGAAAUGGAAACGGUGAAGAGAUGAAUGCAUCUUCUGUUGUCAAGACUGUGCUCUCUGAAAAAGCAAUUGGAAAUAUUAUUGGCAGUUUGGGAGCUGAGUGGGCAGAGGAGAGGAUUGCUGCAGUGGAGAUCUUAUUGAGAUGCAUGCAAGAGGACGGGACUUGCAGGAACACCAUUGCUGAUAAAGCAGAAUUAUCUCCUAUUUUGGAAAGCUUCAUGGGUGCAGCUGAUGAGGAGCGUUUUAAGAUUGUUCAAUUUUUUUAUGAGUUAGUCAAAUUAAAUAGGAGGACAUUCAAUGAACAAAUCCUUCACAUUAUAAAGGAAGAAGGACCUUUUAGUACAAUGCAUACACUCCUUAUUUAUUUGCAGACAGCCCUUCAAGACCAAUGUCCAGUCAUGGCUGGCCUUUUACUCCAACUUGAUCUUCUGCUAGAGCCAAGAAAGAUGAGCAUAUACCGUGAAGAGGCGAUAGAUACUCUUAUUUCAUGCCUGAGAAACACAGAUUUCCCUGCUUCUCAAUUAGCAGCUGCUGAUACAAUCAUGUCACUGCAAGGAAGGUUCAACUUCUCUGGAAAGCCUCUUACCAGAGAAGUCCUUCUUAAACGUGCAGGUAUUGACAGAAGUUCCAGAUGUCUUGUAAAGGUGGAUCAGAUCAGCAACUUCUGCCCAGAAAUUGAAAUAACUAUAGAAGAAGAGAAGGCGGCUGAUGAUUGGGAAAGAAAAAUUGCAUCUGUUCUGGCGAACCACGAGUUCGGUAUACUUUUUGAGGCUUUAGCAGAUGGCAUGAAGAGCCGAAAUCCAGAAAUACGUUCAGCAUGCUUUAUAUCAGCUACGUGGCUCAUAUACAUGUUGACCAUACUACCAGAUACGGGGAUUCAAGGAGCAGCCCGUGUCUGCUUGCUGAAGCAGUUCAUAACUAAAUUAAAUUCUGCUAAGGACAUAGAAGACAGAAUCCUUUCUAUGCUUGCUCUCAAUAGCUUUCUUCAUUUCUCUGAUGGCUUACGGGAACUAACUUCCUAUACUAAGGAUAUCUUAAAAGGUUUGAGAGAGCUAAAGAGAUUCUCUACCUUGGCAUCUGAAAUGCUAGAAGUUCUGGUUGAAGAGAAUGAAUCUAAAGCAGAUAUUUGGAUACAUAAAGAGCUAAUUCAAGAAGAUUGCAGUGAGAAUGGAGAAGUGCUAUCUGUCAUUUGCUUUAAGGAUAAAACUUUUUCUGGCCAUACAGAUGGAACCAUUAAGGUCUGGACAUUGAAGGAUAGCUCAUUCCAUCUGUUGCAAGAGAUCCAAGAACAUAUUAAAGCUGUGACAAACUUGGCAAUUUCUGAAUCUGGUGACAGGCUAUACAGUGGUUCACUUGACCGAACUGUAAAGGUCUGGUCUAUUGGAAAGGCAGCAAUACAUUGUGUACAGGUGCAUGACAUGAAGGACCAGAUUCAUAAUUUAGUUGUAACCAAUAGCAUAGCUUGUUUCAUUCCGCAGGGGACUGGUGUCAAGGUUCAUUCAUUGAACGGAGAAUCGAAGUUGUUAAAUUCUAAUAAAUAUGUGAAGUGCUUGGCUCAUGUUCGUGGGAGAUUAUAUUGUGGAUGCCACGACAGUAGUGUUCAGGAUAUAGAUUUGGCCACGGGAACAGUCAGCACCAUUCAAAGUGGUUCUAAAAAAUUACUUGGGAAAGCAAAUCCUAUUCAUGCGUUGCAAAUUCAUGGUGAUCUUAUAUAUGCAGCUGGCUCUUCCUUGGAUGGAUUUGCUAUAAAGAUAUGGAACAAAUCCAAUUACAGUAUGGUUGGAUCACUGCAAACUGGAUCGGAAGUGCGGACUAUGGCAGUGAGCUCAGAAUUAAUUUAUUUGGGGUGCAAGGGAGGAGCUGUGGAAAUUUGGGAUAAGAAAAAGCACAAUAGAGUUGACACGUUACAAAUGGGUACGAAUUGCAAGGUUAUUUGCAUGGCUCUAGACAGCCAUGAAGAAAUUUUGGUGAUUGGAACUUCAGAUGGCCAAAUUCAGGCUUGGGGAAUGAAUUAA